AUGGCUCAAAGAGCUGUGACACUCUUGGUUCUCUCUGUUCUCCACGUCUGCCUCCCUCAUCCUCUCAUCCGCCCCCCCAAUUGGCUCCGAAACUGUCGUGCCUCCUCUAACCUCUCCAUCCUGGCCCUGGAGGUGCUGCCAGGUGGAGGCUGGGACAACCUGCGCAACAUGGACAUGGGCCGUGUUAUGAACCUCAGCUACUCCCAAUGCCAGACCACCGAGGACGGACUCUACCUCAUCCCAGAUGAGGUUUUUGUCAUCCCCCAGAAGGAGACGGGUGUGGAGACCAACUCAGAUAUCAUUAGCUCCUGGCUGGACCAGAAGAGCUCCACAUCCUACACGAUAAAUUCCGAUGGAUCCUUCCUCUCGAUACUGAAUGCCAAGUACUCUGUGGAGAAUCAGAGGAUGAAAACCCAUCAGGUUAAACUGUCCACCACAACAGCCCGAGUACAGGUUCGAAACCUCAUCUAUACAGUAAAGGCCUAUCCUGACUUUACCAUGGACUCCCGUUUUAGUCAGCAAGUAGCAGAGAUUUCGGAUGCCAUUGAAAACAACCGCACCAAGUAUGCGGCAUACCUUUCUGAGAAGAUGGUGCUUGAUUAUGGGACCCAUGUAAUAACCAGUGUCGAUGCCGGGGCUUCAUUAGUGGAAGAAGACUACUUGCAGACCUCUUACGUGUCUGACAGCACGUCACAAAGCUCCUCUGUCACAUCACUGGCUGGCUUAAACUUCUUCGACAAACUCAAGUUUGACAUCAGCAGCAAGAACGCAGAACAGAGCUCAGUGCUUCAAACAUACCAGUCUAAAAUCCAGUACUCUGUCAUCCAGAGCCACGGAGGUUCACCGUUCUACCCUGGCAUCACUCUGCAGAAGUGGCAGGAGAGUAUCAGGAACAACCUGGUUGGCAUCGAUCGGUCAGGACUACCGCUACAUUACUUUAUAAACACCAACACCUUCCCUGAUCUGCCAGAACCUACUGUUGGUAAGGUGGCUCUGUCAGUGAGUCAGGCCAUACAGUGCUACUACAGAGUCAACACCCACCGCGGAUGUGUUGAUAUUAACUCCCAAAACUUCAACUUCCAGGCUAAUGUGGAUGACAACUCCUGUGAGGGCCCUGCCACCAACCUCAGCUUUGGAGGUGUCUAUCAAAUGUGUACAAAACUCAGCGCAGAUGCAGACCCCCUGUGCCAGGCCCUGGCCCAGAAGAACCCAGCUACAGGUGACUUCUCAUGCCGUCAGCCUUACCGAGCAACUUUGCUGCGAUCAGAAGUGAGACAGCAGGGUUAUAAUUUGUAUGAGUGCCAUGAUGAGAGUCAUCACUGUGGGCUCUUUGGAUGGUCCAGAUGCCAUCGUCAAGUGUGUGAGAACAACUACUAUGUUCGCUCUGCUCACAUCAAUACCUUCUGGUGCUCUGUAAAUGGAACGGCCCCAGAGGACUCAGGGUACCUGUUUGGAGGCCUUUAUGGCCCUUCCCUUCAGAAUCCCUUGACCAAAGCCAAGAGCUGCCCUGCUAACUUUAUUCCAGUACAGUUCCUCUCUGAUGGUCUGAUGAUCUGUGUGAGUAAUGACUAUGAGGCUGGCACCAAAUACUCAGUGCCGUUUGGAGGCCUCUUCAGCUGCGAGUCAACCAACCCCCUGGCUGGUGGUCAGCGGCGCUGCCCAGCUAAAUUCAGUCAGCAUAUGGCCACUGUUAGUGAUGGCUGUGAGAUUCUCUACUGUGUCCAGUCAGGGCUGUUCACUGGUGGGCAACUGCUACCAAUUCGUCUGCCUCCUUUCACCCGACGCCCACUGGUUAGUAGCCUCGCCACGAACACGGUCAUGGUAAUGACUGAGGGAGAGAAGAGCUGGAUCCGAGUAGGACAGACCAAGAUGUGGAAACUAGCGAGCCCCAAGGAAAUCAAGGAGACCAUACAGAGACUUGGCUCAGCAUCAGGUCAGAUGUCUGAGGGAGCAAAGACUGGAAUUGCCUUUGGUGUUAUUGCCUUGUUGGUCUUGGCGGUUGUAGGUGUGGUGCAGCUGCUGAGGAAGAAGCAGAGGCUAUUGUCUGGAGUCAUGAGGAACAGGAGCUAUAUGGAAAUAAGAGGAGAGGUGGAUGAUAGUGAAGGAAAGGUGGAGACAGAGGAGGAGACAGAGGAGGAGACCUCAGCGGUAUACACAACAUAGAGGUUCUUCCCCCAGAAUUAGAGCUGAAUAUGAUAUAGCUCUGGUAGCUUGUUUUAAACACAUUUCAAACAUUACUCUUUACUUUUGUGGAGAAUGAAAGUAUCCUGAUGUGAGAGCAGAUAAGAGCAUCAGCAUAAUGUAUUAAUUAAUAAUUGUUCUUGAAAUAAUUUUUUUAAUGAAUAAUUUAAAUCUAUUGGAAUUUGCAUUGAUUAUUAUUCCUUUGAAAUGUUUACAUACCAAUAAAACGUUGACAAAAGGAGUGCUCACUGCUUUGCAUAACAAAUAACGCUUAUUUCCAAUUUUUAAGCUUUAGAGAUAAACAUAUUGGAAGAAUUUCUCCCCCUAUACCCAUUCUUUGCCAUGCAUAUUUUUUAACUCUCCAUAUUUUUCACCCUUUGUGUUAUAAAUUUUGUUUUAUAUUACACUUAUGUCAUAACAGACGGUGAAAGUAUAACUAGAAAAGAUCCAAAAAGUUGUGUGCUUGUAGGGAAACGAAUACCCUAGCCUAGGUAAAAGAGAGAGGCAGGUGCCGGGCAGCACGCCAACAGCGCCAUCUGGUGGUGAGGGUGAACACACUCAUGUGGCAGCCUGCCUAGCAAGCGCUCUCUUUUUGACUUUGAACUACUUUGAUGUUAAGAUUUGAAAAACCUCGCACUUUAAAUGUGCCACACAGAAUCCCUUUGGUGAGCAAAUAGCAUUGCAUUGCACAUUUUCAUUGCUAAAAUGACAGUUGGAUUUACUUGUGAUUAACAUGAAAUUAACAUAAAAGGACUUGAUAGGCUCCAGCAUCCCUGCGGCCCUGAGUAGGAUAAGCAGUUUGGAUAAUGGAUGGAUGGAUGGACUUUUAGGUCAUCCAACUGCUGCUGGCUCAUGGUCCAGAUAGUGUCACAAGCUCCCUAUAGGCCCUUAUUCAUCUUAAAAACCUGACUUUUAAUGUGUUCAUUCUCUUAAUUGCCUGUUCUUCUUGUUUGCUUGUUUGUUUUAUGAAGCACAUUGUAACCUAUAAUU
Molecule: messenger RNA, 3171 nt
Organism: Lampris incognitus (smalleye Pacific opah)
Lineage: Eukaryota; Metazoa; Chordata; Actinopteri; Lampriformes; Lampridae
Gene: mpeg1.1
Product: macrophage expressed 1, tandem duplicate 1
Exons: 2
Coding region: 1-2163 (720 amino acids)
Biological process (GO): defense response to bacterium
Source: RefSeq, a predicted model, not a curated record